CAAAUCAACUCAAAAGUCCUUUUAUACUGAAAGAAGACAGAGCCAAAAACAAAACCAGAGUAUCCAUCCAUCAACAAUCACUACCAAUACCAUUGUUUACUAUGCCAAACCAGAAACAACAAAACCACUUCCACCAUUAACAACAACAACACAAAAACUCUCUAUUCUUCAACAAUGCUUCCUCUUCUUUUCUUCCUUCUCCUUCUCCAACCACUAACCAUUCUCUCUCUCAACCAAGAAGGUCUCUACCUACACCAAUUCAAACUCUCCUUAGACGAUCCAUCCUCUUCCUUAUCCACAUGGAACAACAACAACCCAACACCUUGUACCUGGUCAGGCAUAACCUGCGACCCAACAAACACAACUGUAACAAAAAUCAACCUCUCAAACUUCAACCUAGCUGGUCCAUUACAAACCUCAACUCUCUGUCGUCUCACAAACUUAACCACCCUUAUCCUAACAAACAACUUAAUAAACCAAACACUUCCUUUAGAUAUUUCUACUUGCACCUCCCUUACUCACUUAGACCUCUCUAACAAUCUCCUCAUUGGCACACUCCCACAUACACUAACACACCUCCCUAACCUCCGUUAUCUUGAUUUAACAGCAAACAACUUCUCAGGCUCAAUCCCAACCUCAUUCGGAACAUUUCCCAAACUAGAAGUGCUUUCACUCGUUUACAAUCUUCUAGAAUCUUCUAUUCCACCUUCCCUCGCAAACAUUACCUCUUUGAAAACACUCAAUCUGUCAUUUAACCCCUUUCUACCUUCUCCGAUCCCCCCGGAGUUCGGAAACCUAACUAACCUCGAAGUUCUAUGGCUUAGUUCAUGUAAUCUUGUUGGUAAUAUUCCUCAUUCGUUUGGAAAAUUGAAGAAACUUAGUGUUUUUGAUCUUUCUAUGAAUAGUCUUGAAGGUUCUAUACCGAGUUCGAUUGUUGAAAUGACGAGUUUGAAGCAGAUUGAGUUUUAUAACAACUCGUUUUCCGGUGAAUUACCGGUGGGAAUGUCGAAUCUUACUUCGUUGAGGUUGAUUGAUAUUUCUAUGAACCAUAUUGGUGGUGAAAUUCCUGAUGAGUUGUGUAGAUUACCUCUUGAGAGUCUUAAUUUGUUUGAGAAUAGGUUUACCGGUGAGUUGCCGGUGAGUAUAGCUGAUUCUCCGAAUCUUUAUGAGUUAAAGGUUUUUGAGAAUUUACUCACCGGUGAGUUACCGGAGAAGCUAGGGAAGAAUGGUCCGUUGAUUUAUUUUGAUGUUUCGAAUAAUAAGUUUUCCGGUAGGAUUCCGGUGAGUUUGUGUGAACGUGGCGCGUUGGAGGAACUUUUGAUGAUACAUAAUGAAUUCUCUGGCGAGAUUCCAGGGAGUUUAGGGGAGUGUCGGACAUUGACGCGCGUUAGGUUGGGUUUUAAUAAGUUGUCAGGUGAAGUUCCGGCGGGUUUUUGGGGUCUGCCGCAUGUUUAUCUUCUUGAGCUUGUUGAUAACUUGUUUUCUGGUUCAAUUGGUAAGACUAUUGGUGGAGCUGGGAAUUUGUCUCAGUUGACUUUGACGAAUAAUAAUUUCUCUGGUGUGAUUCCUGAAGAGAUUGGAUUGUUGGAAAAUCUUCAGGAAUUUUCGGGUGGUAAUAACCGGUUUAAUUCUUCAUUGCCCGAGAGUAUUGUGAAUCUUCAUCAGCUUGGGAUUCUUGAUCUUCACAAGAAUAAUCUUUCUGGGGAGCUUCCAAAAGGGAUUCAAUCUCUUAAGAAACUCAAUGAGUUGAAUUUGGCUGGUAAUGAGGUUGGUGGGAAAAUUCCUGAAGAAAUUGGGAGUAUGUCUGUGCUUAACUUUCUUGAUCUUUCUAAUAAUCGAUUUUGGGGAAAUGUUCCGGUGAGUUUGCAGAACUUGAAACUCAAUCAGAUGAAUUUGUCUUACAAUAUGCUUUCUGGAGAGAUUCCACCUCUCAUGGCUAAGGAUAUGUAUAGGGAUAGUUUUAUUGGUAAUCCUGGUUUGUGUGGAGAUUUGAAAGGUUUGUGUGAUGUCAAAGGGGAGGGUAAGAGUAAAAAUUUUGUUUGGUUGCUUAGAACUAUUUUCAUAGUUGCAGCUUUAGUGUUAGUCUUUGGUUUGAUUUGGUUUUACUUCAAGUACAUGAAUAUCAAGAAAGCUAGAUCCAUUGAUAAAACGAAAUGGACAUUGAUGUCGUUUCAUAAACUGGGUUUUGGUGAAGAUGAGGUCUUGAAUUGUCUUGAUGAAGAUAAUGUCAUAGGGAGUGGAUCUUCCGGGAAAGUCUACAAGGUUGUGCUUCGCAACGGGGAAGCUGUUGCUGUGAAGAAGAUAUGGGGCGGAGUCAGAAUGGAAACCGAGAGUGGAGAUGUUGAAAAGAACCGAUUUCAAGACGAUGCUUUUGAUGCAGAGGUUGAAACUUUGGGCAAGAUUAGGCAUAAGAACAUUGUCAAGCUAUGGUGUUGCUGUACCACUAGAGAUUGCAAGCUAUUGGUUUAUGAGUAUAUGCCAAAUGGUAGUCUUGGUGAUUUGCUGCAUAGCAAUAAAGGAGGGUUGUUGGAUUGGCCAACUAGGUAUAAGAUAGCUCUUGCUUCUGCAGAAGGCCUCUCUUAUCUGCAUCAUGACUGUGUUCCUCCUAUUGUUCAUAGAGAUGUUAAAUCUAAUAACAUCUUGUUGGAUGAAGACUUUAGUGCAAGGGUCGCAGAUUUUGGGGUAGCUAAGGCGGUCGAAUCCAAUGGGAAAGGAACAAAGUCCAUGUCUGUCAUAGCUGGGUCUUGUGGGUAUAUCGCACCAGAAUAUGCAUACACACUUAGAGUGAAUGAGAAGAGUGACACAUACAGUUUUGGUGUUGUUAUCCUUGAGUUAGUCACUGGAAGGAAGCCUAUAGAUCCUGAAUUUGGGGAAAAAGACUUGGUUAUGUGGGCAUGCAACACCUUGGAUCAGAAAGGUGUUGACCAUGUUCUUGACUCAAGGCUUGAUUCUUUUUACAAAGAAGAAAUUUGCAAGGUCCUGAAUAUUGGCCUAAUGUGCACUAGUCCUCUUCCAAUUAACCGGCCUGCAAUGAGAAGAGUGGUGAAGAUGUUACUAGAAGUAGGCCCAGAGAGCCAAACAAAGUCUUCCCAAAAAGAUGGAAAGUUGUCCCCUUAUUACUAUGAUGAUGGAUCAGAUCAUGGAAGUGUUGCUUAAUUUUGUUAAAGGGUUGAGAUUAUUUGAUUCAGAAGAGGAGGUUAGGGAGUUCUAACUAAGCUUUUCUUUUUGGUUAUUAGUACUUAUUAAAGUGUCAACUUUCCCUCCAAGUUUUCCACUCAUGAUUUGUUUGACAAAAGUUGAAAUAUCAUGACUAGAAGUUGAUAUUUAUUACUCUGUAAAGUUGGUCGACUUCAAGGCCCUCCCUAGUUAAUUUACUUUGGGUUUGCAUUAAUAUCUCUUAUAUUCAGAAGUGUGAUAUUCUCACUGUUAAAAAGAUGCGACUCAUCUCUGAGAAUAUGUAGUACUAAUUUCAGAUAAUUUCAAAUUUCAUAAUAGAAAACUGUCCCUACAUUUGGAAUCUGUAGUUAAACCA
This is a messenger RNA of Medicago truncatula (barrel medic), 3532 nucleotides long. RefSeq names its product receptor-like protein kinase HSL1. The record is from RefSeq and is a predicted model, not a curated record. Gene Ontology annotation, biological process: protein phosphorylation. Gene Ontology annotation, molecular function: protein kinase activity; ATP binding; receptor serine/threonine kinase binding. The transcript has 2 exons. NCBI's taxonomy places the organism in Eukaryota, Viridiplantae, Streptophyta, Magnoliopsida, Fabales, Fabaceae. Bases 175 to 3156 code for a protein of 993 amino acids.